AUGCAGAAUGGCAAUUCCAUCCACCAGCAGCCUUCGAGCGACAACUUCGCCCAAUUCAUCCGCAUGCUCGGCACUCUUUCCCCUGCAGACCGCCAAACUCUUGCAUCAGCCCGCUCCCCUUCUUCCUCUUCCACUGACACCGACCCUGACCCCUAUCUGUCAACGAAACCCGCGGUCCAGAUCUUGGAGCCUUACGACCGACUGGAAGGAUGGCUUACCAGUUUCAAGCAGCGCAACGAAUUCUUCAACUUCACCAAGACACGCGAACUGGAAGACUAUGCCGACGUCAAACAGUUCCACCGAGUCCAGCACCUUGACUAUGCAGCUCCCCCUCUCACCAGUUCCAAGGAUGUUAACGUACACAAAAACAUCUUCAAGCGUGACCAGGACAUGGCAACAAUUCAAGCACGUCUCGCCCAUCUCACUCGACCAAUCGACGCAACAGUACACGCAAUCCUCGCAUCCAACCCCGUGAACAUUGAGGACCCUGUUCUUAUCAACAUCAUCGGGACAUUCGACAUCCUUCGGUACAACCUUGCUUUCAUCGCCACUGAAAUCACUCACUUGCGCAAGGAUGCUCUGUAUCGAGACAAGAAAAUCAUUCCCCCUGCUGACCCUAACGACAAAACGCCGCUCAUCACCCAUCAAUAA
This is a messenger RNA of Linnemannia hyalina, 651 nucleotides long. The record is from the annotation of a GenBank genome assembly. NCBI's taxonomy places the organism in Eukaryota, Fungi, Mortierellomycota, Mortierellomycetes, Mortierellales, Mortierellaceae.